Molecule: messenger RNA, 3568 nt
Organism: Oryzias melastigma (Indian medaka)
Lineage: Eukaryota; Metazoa; Chordata; Actinopteri; Beloniformes; Adrianichthyidae
Gene: pkd2
Product: polycystic kidney disease 2
Exons: 15
Coding region: 292-2997 (901 amino acids)
Biological process (GO): release of sequestered calcium ion into cytosol; detection of mechanical stimulus; potassium ion transmembrane transport
Cellular component (GO): membrane
Molecular function (GO): potassium channel activity; muscle alpha-actinin binding; voltage-gated sodium channel activity
Source: RefSeq, a predicted model, not a curated record
AUUUUAUUUAAGCUCAUUUCCUAAGACUUCUCUUACUGUUUGGCGACGGAGAAAAUUACACAGAAAUUAGCAUCUUCUUUACUGCACGAACUCCAGAAUGCGUUAGCAUAUCUUUAUUUAUAGCUUAGUUGUUUAUUUGGUAACUUUUAGGUACUUUAAUAGUUUCUCGGAUUUCGGAACGAACUAUUUGAAAAUAUGUUUUGAACUUUUAUCCGCAGUUUUUACUUUUUAAGGAGGCUACCGAUUAGUUUUUCCGAUGACGCAUUCUUUGUUAAAACACUAACUGGACCCAUGAGUGCGUCUCGAGUCCGGCCACAGAGCCAGGCUGGCACUGACAAGCCGCCGCCGCGCUCGCUCGACUCCAGCGAGGCGAUACAGAUGGAGAACACCCAACAUCAAGAUCCGGGCCUCGGUGGCGUCGUGGGCACGCCGUCCCCGCCGUCCAGACAGGCGUGGAGCCGGGACAACCCAGUUUUUGAACCGGAGGAGGAAAUCAUGCAAGCCGACUGGCCUCAAGCAAGUCCCGGUAGGAGGUCUGCGUUCACGGCCUCCGGCAGCAGCUGCAGCAGCGGCCUCGGGAAUUACACCCGCGCGGGCAGCAGUGCCCAAAUCCCGCGAGGAGGACUGUAUCCCACCCCGAGCCUGAAUGCCCAGCAGCAAGACAGACAUGAGCACCCCGGAUGUUUGAAGCAGAUAUUUCAAAAAAUCAGAAUUCUGUGGGGCACAGAGCUGAUGGAGGAUGGUGACAGCAGCCGUGAAAGGUUCCUCUGGAACGUACUGAGAGAGCUGCUCACAUAUAUCACAUUUCUCAUCACCAUUUGUAUCUUGACAUAUGGAAUGAGAAGUACCAACAUGUAUUAUUACACCAAAGUAAUGUCUCAGCUUUUCCUCGACGCACCGCUGUCUUCUGAGAACCCCAAGACUUUCAGGAGCCUCUCCACCAUGGAGGAUUUCUGGAAGUUCACUCAGGGGCCCUUUCUCAGUGGUAUGUAUUGGGAGGUGUGGUACAACAACCAGAGCCUGCCAGAGAACCAGAGUUUCAUCUACUAUGAGAACCUCCUCCUCGGCGUGCCACGACUCCGCCAGCUCAAAGUCCACAACGAGACCUGCUCCGUCCACGAAGAUCUCAGGGAUGAAGUUCAAGGUUGCUAUGGCGUAUACACCCCCAGUAAUGAAGACACCUCUCCUUUUGGCCCUCAAAAUGGAACAGCGUGGAUCUACACCACAGAAAGCAAGAUGAAUGCCAGCACUCAUUGGGGUGAGGUGUCCAAAUAUGGAGGUGGAGGCUACUACCAAGACUUGUCUCGCACCAGGGAGGAGUCUACUCUCCAACUGCAGUUCCUCAAGGACCACCUGUGGCUGGACAGAGGCACCAGAGCCGUCUUCCUCGACUUUUCAGUCUACAACGGAAACAUCAACCUUGUCUGUAUAGCCAGGUUGUUGGUGGAGUUCCCGGCUACUGGUGGCGUGUUGACCUCUUGGCAGUUCCAAACAGUGCGCCUGAUAAAGUACGUGUCCAGCUGGGACUACUUUGUUGGCGUGUGCGAGGUGGCGUUCUGUCUGUUCGUCCUCUACUACGUGGUGGAGGAAGUGCUGGAAAUCCACAUUCACCGGCUGCAUUACUUCAAGAACCUGUGGAACUGUCUGGAUGUUCUGAUUGUGACAUUAAGUGUUGUUGCCAUUAUUAUGAGCAUAACCAGAGCAGCCAUGGUUGGAAACCUCCUCAAAGGGUUGGAGAACUACACCUCCCACCCUAGCUUUGAUUCUCUGGCUAACCUGCAGGUUCAGUUCAACAACAUGGCUGCAGUGAUAGUCUUUUUCUGCUGGGUAAAGCUCUUCAAGUUCAUCAACUUCAACAAAACCAUGAGUCAGCUGUCCACCACCAUGUCCCGCUGUGCCAAGGACCUCGUGGGUUUCGCCAUCAUGUUCUUCAUCAUUUUCCUGGCUUAUGCUCAGCUUGCCUACCUGGUGUUUGGAACUCAAGUCAAUGAUUUUAGCACUUUCCAAGGCAGCGUGUUUACCCAGUUUAGAAUUAUCUUGGGAGACUUUGACUUUUCAGAGAUUGAAGAAGCAAAUCCAAUUCUUGGACCAAUUUACUUUACGACCUUCGUCGUCUUCAUUUUCUUUAUUCUCAUGAACAUGUUUCUGGCCAUCAUUAAUGAUACAUACUCUGAAGUGAAGGCGGACAUGGCCCAGCACAGGUCGGAGAUGGAAAUGACCGACUUCAUCAAGAAGGGCUGUAACAAAGCUUUGGUCAAAUUGAGGUUGAAGAAGACAACAGUGGACGACAUAUCGGAGAGUUUGCGUCAAGCCGGGGGAAAGCUGAACUACGAUGAACUCCUUCAGGAUCUUAAAGAAAAGGGCCACACGGAAGAAGAGAUUCAGGCUAUAUUUGCCAAGUACGACCAGGACGGGGAUCAGGAAUUGACGGAACAUGACCACCAACAAAUGAGAGAUGACCUGGAGAAGGAGAGAGAGGACUUGGAUCUGGAACGCAACUCACUGACCAGACCCAGCAGUGGGAGGAGCUUCCCUCGUACACAAGACGACUCCGAAGAGGACGAUGAUGAGGACUCCGGUCACAGCUCUCGUCGGCGUGGCAGCAGCUCAGGGGGCGUGUCUUAUGAGGAGUUUCAAGUGCUUGUGAGGCGCGUGGACAGAAUGGAGCAUUCAAUCGGCAGCAUCGUGUCCAAGAUCGACGCCGUGAUAGUGAAGCUGGAGGGCAUGGAGAGAGCGAAGCUGAAAAGAAGAGACGUGCUGGUCCGGCUGCUGGAUGGAGUCAUGGAGGACGAGCGUUUGGGGCGGGACACGGACACCCACAGAGAGCAGAUGGAGAGGCUGGUGAAGGAGGAGCUGGAGCGCUGGGAGUCGGAUGAUAUGGCCUCGCAGGUCAGUCACCCUCAGCCCACCACCCCCGUUGGCCCUCGGCCUCGACCCCCUUCCUCCCUGUCCACGGAAGGCCUGGACGCGAGCGCUAACGGAGGAACCCACGUGUGAAGGCUUUAGGAGAAAUGAUCUACCAAAAACAGUUGCAGGACAGAUGCUUCGCAUGUCAACAUUCCUUUGAAAUAAUGGCUGCAGACGUUAGUGUGUAACAUGUAGCUCCACCUGAUCAAGUUCUUCCAUUUAUGGCUUUCUUUAAUGAUUAAAAACAUUUGUACAAACAUAAUGGAUUUAUAAAACACAAAAUCACCCUUUAUUUGUGCCACCGUAUUUAGUGUUGCUUUAAAUCCAGUGUACAACUUUUGAUUGACGUGUUCUACACAAACACAAAAGCAUCUUACGAAUGUUACCUUUGCUGAUUAUUCUGUAUCCUCGUUUAAAAUGCAGUAGGUACAAGCAUGGCACAUUCUGUCCUAUUUAAUCCUUUUCUAUGCAUCAGUGAAGCUUCAGGGUGAUUCUGAUUUAUGAUACAUAUUGUAACGUGAAACAAACUUCGAUUUGGAGUGCAUCUAGUGUACAUGGGUAAUCCAUGCUUUUAUUUUUUAUUUUCCUGUACUUUAAUUUUUGCCUUUUUUUAAGCAUCUUUUUGUAAUCUGGUCCACCAAAUAAAUUUUUAUUGAUAUAA